Molecule: messenger RNA, 1515 nt
Organism: Panicum virgatum (switchgrass)
Lineage: Eukaryota; Viridiplantae; Streptophyta; Magnoliopsida; Poales; Poaceae
Exons: 3
Coding region: 277-1515 (412 amino acids)
Source: RefSeq, a predicted model, not a curated record
CCAGUGCCGUCGCCAUCGCUGGCUGCUCUGUGCUCUCUUCUGCGCGGCCAUGCUGCCAUCCGCCCGUCCCAGUCCCUUGCGCCGGCGGCUGGGAGCGAGCGGCCAAGCACCUCCGCCUGGAUCUGGAUCUACAGACGUAUCGGCGUAUCCUGGAUUUUGAAGAUUUGUCGUAUCGGUGUAUCGCCGUACCCGUAUCGCGUAUCGGUGAAACAUAGCCUCGAAGACGAAGAGACGGAGAAGGAGGGAAGGGAUGCUACAAAUCCUUAUUGGAUCCUAAUGACCGAGAUGGUCAGUUCUAUGGUUGUCCAGGAGACAGUUAGCCAAAUUCUGUCUGGUCUGGUUCACAGUUACGAGGGCAAAGAAGACUCAAAUCCAAAUGAUAACUUGGAGAGGCUUGAGAUGGCCCAUAUCAAGCUGGAGGCAGCUCUUGAAACAUGCAGCAGGUGGCGCGUCACGGAUUUGUCAUUGCUGCGUUGGCGCAAGAAGCUGAAGCGAGCUGCUCAAGAGUGUGAUGACACGCUAUACAAAUACAAGAAGAUGAUCCUUGAAGAUGAAAAGAUGGAACAGGAGGUUAGGAAUUCCUACUUUCCUAGACGAAUAGCACAUGCUACCAAAUCUUUUAUUUUCUCUGCCUUUGGCCGCAACAGCUUUGAGUCCAGCAGAUCUGCUGUUAGAAGAUUCGAGUGGUUUGCAGAUAGUGCUAGUGAGUUUCUGAGAUUCAUAGAGCUUGGUGGCACACCUUGCUGUCACAUGCCAUUCAACUCUUUUGUCAAGCACCUUUUUGCAGGCAAGGAACUACAACACAAAAUCGUUCGUGGAAACGAGCACCCUUUGUUCCUACUAUGGUUGAUGCCCUUUGUUACGGAAGAGCAUGGAAUAGAAGCUUGCCUGGUAUUUAUCAAGAAAGACAUAAAUACACUGGAGGAUGAGUUUUUCUUUAGUGUAAUACUGCAGCUUUCAGAAAGUACAGACAUAGUUGGGAUCGCAGUCAACUGCUUGCAGUUGUUCCCCCAUCAUUUUCAGUCCACAGUUGAUACUAUCAAGAAAGAACUUACUCAACUAACUACACAGGACUUUUCAUGGGUGCCAUAUGUUGAUCUAUGGCACAGAAAACACUGGGACAAUCUUCUUAGGUUUAGCACUCAAUGGUUUCGCCCAGAUCCAUUAUGUUGCAAGCAGAAUGACCAGCAUAAGCUUCAGUAUAGUAACCUAGGCACAGUUGAUGCUUCUCUGGAUUCAAUUGUUGAAGUAAAUAUGCAGUGUCAGAUCUCGCUAUCAGAGUACAACAAACAACAACGAACCGCACUAUCUGAAUGCAAAUAUUCUUUGCGUGAUUAUCAAAAGUUGAAAGCUGGAUUCCUCCUUACUCCCCUUGGUCCUUCAGAAAACAUGCUACCUGCAGAUAGAAGUUCUACGAUGGCGCCGAUCUUCAGGAGGGGACAACAUUGUGAGGAUACUGACAUUGUCUUGGAACAACUCGAGGGACCGAAUCUAGCGACCAGAGGGGGUGAAUAG